Messenger RNA from Cinara cedri, 662 nucleotides. The record is from the annotation of a GenBank genome assembly. Lineage: Eukaryota; Metazoa; Arthropoda; Insecta; Hemiptera; Aphididae.
AUGCGAAUUCGCGUGGGUACGUCGUCGGCUUCUUACGGGCACAAACCGCGGUGUACCAUUUUAGAUUCGGGAAAUCAUCGCGGGCGUGACGUCGCACAGUUUCGCGGCGGUGAAUAUCGAAAUUCCAUCUUGAACGCGAAACAAUUAUCGCGGAAUAAAAUAAUAACAAUACUAAUAUUAUAAUAGGUAGGUAGGUAUGCUCUCUCGGAGAAAUGCGCGGUCCGAUGAUUUUCGGAUCGAUAUCAAAAUCGGAUUAGUUUUGCGUUCGGAUAUUGUUCGCCGGCGGGGGUUUUCAAACAAUCGUUACUUUUGUUUGUGAUACAUGCGUAUAGGUUGUUAAAUGUUAACAGAUCGAUAAUUAACAAAUUUGUUUUAUUUCGUUAUUUUCCCUACGCUCAGAUUACGGCGACGAGAAACCGUCGAUCGUGAAGAAGAAGCGCAGGCGGAAAAAGAAAGGCAAAAAGCACAAGCCGUUCAAGGUAAAGGAUUUCAAGAAACUGAAAAAGUUCAUGUUGCCGCUGUUGUUGGCGUACAAGCUCAAGUUUUUCACGCUCGUGCCGCUGAUGUUGGGCGGACUUGUGCUGAUCGUGGCCACUACCGGGUUCGCCGGAUUCUUUUUCGCGUUGUUCGCCGUGGGUCUCGGCCUCAAGGGACACCACUGA